AUGCCCAAAAUUGACAAACGAUUAAAAAAGGGGGAGGCAGCAUUUAGAUCAUCCGAUAACUUAUUAGUCUUAAAAUGGAUGGAUAAGAAAGAAGUGUAUAUGCUUUCUACAAUGCAUACAGCAGAAUUUACAACGGUAAUCAGGCACGGAGGAGAAAGAGUUAUCCAGAAACCUGUAUGCGUGUUAGACUACAACAAUUCAAUGGGUGCAGUGGAUAAAGCUGAUAUGGUCAUAAGCAUUGUGAACUCGACACAGAAAUCUUUGAAAUGGUACCGGAAAUUUUUCUUUCAUUUGGUGGACAUUUGCGUCUGGAACACUUAUUGUCUGUACAAGCAUAAGAUGAAAUGA
This is a messenger RNA of Trachymyrmex septentrionalis, 348 nucleotides long. Its product is annotated as piggyBac transposable element-derived protein 4-like. NCBI's taxonomy places the organism in Eukaryota, Metazoa, Arthropoda, Insecta, Hymenoptera, Formicidae. The coding region runs from base 1 to 348 and encodes 115 amino acids. The record is from RefSeq and is a predicted model, not a curated record. The transcript has a single exon.